UGUAGGUAGUCAUGGCAUUGCGAGGCGAUGAUAUACUGUCAAUGUCACGUGACAUGCCUCCCGGAACGGGUGCACUGAGCCACCGAAAAUUUUGGAAGGCAAGCUCCAGUGCAGUCGGUGGGCAGAAAAAGUUGCAGCCAAAAAAUUUCGAGCCAGAAAAAGUUAGACGCAACGCUUCAAGCCUUUUCCACCCCAAACCACCACCACCGCGGCCUUAGAAUAUCGACAGCAAUUGCAUCAAUUGCUGCGACAUUAAAGCCGAAAGUUUGAAACCAGAUUGAUUUUCUUGGUUUCUCCUCUUUACAGCAUACAACCCGAGUUCUAAGAGUGUUCAAUCGACGCCGGAAGAGCAACAUCCGCAGCAAUGGCCGCCGAACGCCCCGACAAGAAGGAGAAGAAGGAGAAGAAGAGAAGCGAAGAGUCUGGCAUCCACAAGACCAAGAAGGAGAAGAAGGAUAAGAAGGACAAGAAGGAGAAGCUCGCCGCCGCCCUCGAGGAGAAGCUUCAGCAGGAUGCUGAGCCCAAGACGGUCGACUCCGACUCCGACAUGGAGGACGAGGAGACUGCUGCCGACCUGCCCGUUGAGCGCACCGUCGUUCCCUUUGCCGUACCCCUGGCCGACGAGAAGGGCAUGAAGAAGGUGUACAAGACUAUCCGCAAGUCUGCCAAGGCUGGCACCCUCAAGCGUGGUGUCAAGGAGGUUGUCAAGACCCUCCGCAAGUCUGCCGCCGCCGGCCCUGGAAACACCUCCUUUCCCGGCCUUGUCAUCAUUGCCGGCGACAUCUCCCCUCAGGACGUCAUCUCUCACAUUCCCGUUCUCUGCGAGGACCACAACGUUCCCUUCAUCUUCGUUACGUCGCGCGCUGAGCUCGGCGCUGCUGCCAAGACCAAGCGCCCUACCAGUGUCGUUAUGAUCAUGGAGAAGGCUGACGGCAAGAAGGCCGCUUCCUCCAAGAAGGAGAGCAAGGACGAUGAUGAGGAGGGCGACUUCGGCGAGGCCUACUCCUCGCUGGCUAAGUACAUCCAGAAGGAGUACACCAAGCAGAGCUUCUGGGCCAAGGGCGAGUCUAAGGCAUAAAUUGCCAAACAGCCCUCGAUAGCUGCGACCAGCAUAUUCCGGGAGGGAUUAUAAGGUGUCUAUUUUAUGGGUAGUCGAAGGGGGAGCACAACCUCUGCAGCCACGAUGGCUGCAUGCGUGUGGAUGAGUGCUUUUGCCUAACAAAAACAACUGUGUUGUGGGUUUCGAUCUGGAUGUACAAAACACAAAACCAGAAAGGGAUGUAUGUGCACGGCGGCGUUCAGGAUUCUUGUCUGUUUACUUAUUGUUUUUGGUUUUAUCAUUUUAUAUCUCUGCAAACCCUUUUUGUAACGUCAUGUUAGUUUUGUUUGCAUCAAACAGUUUACAAUACAAACUUGGUUUGCCUCUUUUGACUUGCAUCUACCGUGUUUAACUAGGAAUAACUUGGUUACAUCAGCAAGACUUUGUUUGUUAUACGUUCGUCUUCGUCUGAUAGAACAUCUCACUUGAAACAUUGGCUUGGACGUAGGAUGAAUUUUACAAGAUUAUAUUUAGUUUCAUGUGGGACUAGAGAUACAAUAAGGAACCAUUCAAGCGAAUGUGGCAGAGUCCCCCAAGGAAGGGACCCUGUUCCCUGAACCACCAGGGACGGCCCAUCUCAAGUUCAACCCGAGAUCAACCCACGAUCCUCAUAGCGUGGUAUACACCCCUCGAACCGCUUAUUCGAAGGGGUUGGAGCGCGUUCCCCACCAAGUGAGGAAGAUGGACAAGCCCACCGUCUCGAGGGCCUUGGCAACAACGCUGGCGGCAACGGUGUCAAUGGGGCGCUUCUCAGUGAAGAUCUGGGCAAGGAACUGGACAAGAGGGGUUAGCAAGUAGUCAAAUGUUUGGCAGAAAGUCAAGUCAACUUACACCGGGGGCAGCGGUAGCAGCGAAAAUGAGACCACCGAGGUAGGCAGCGCCCUUGUAGCUCAAGGUGCCGGUGGCGUUGAUGAGAGCAGCAACACCGUAGGACUGGAGACCAGCUCCGACGAAGGAAGUACCCCAGGCAACGGCAGCACCAGCAGCCUCCUUGGACUUAAGGAACUCCUCCUUGGUGUUGGCAGCCUUGGCGCGCUGGUAGGUCUGGCCGAAGAGGGGAGCCAUGACGGCGAGCUCAACACCAUGGCUGAAGACGGUACCGAGGGCAAUGGCCGAGGGCUUGACGGGGGGAAGGUCUGUAUGGAGAGGAAAGAAUCCGAUGGUUAGCUCACCUUCAUGAUGAAUCAAAGUCGGCAGUGGCCUUUCUUUGGUGGCCGUGCUCUCUCUCGCUGUUUUUUGGCCCUCCAGCUUUUUUAAUCAAACCAGGGAAGCUUUAGCGGUCGGCCGUUGGGCAAUUCCACUAUGAGCCACCGGUGACGUAAAGCAGAGUUUACCCCAGCGCGGGCAUCGCCCCAAAUGCAAAAAUUACAGUUUGGCGGCGCUGCUGUUUCCAGCGGUGCGGUUUGCUGCGGGGCUCCUGCUGUUGGCGCUGCUGGGAUGCUGUAGCUCACUGGCCCAUGACACCAAUCGCCCCCCCAGCUUCCCCAGACUGGGAUCCCCCUCAGGCGAUUCAACAGGCGCUGUGUUGUAGGCGGCCAGUGCCAAAGCGGUGCCAGCAGCCAGCCUUUGAAGAGACGCGGCGAGGGAGGACGACGAACAAAGAGAGAAGCAAUUGCGACCAAAAAGUCCAAGGUACGCUUUAUUACUUACAGUGAAGAGACAUUGUGAAGGUGUGUUUGUUUGGUUUGGGUUGGAAGAAGUGUAGAUGAAUGGAAGUAAGGUGGUAGAUGAUGGGAAGAACAAGAGGAAAAGGGAAGAAGCUCCAACCGGGCGACGUCACGGUUUUAUUCCUCGUCUACCCUCUGCCCAUCCGCUUUUAGCUCCUCCUUGUCUCUCAACAAAC
Molecule: messenger RNA, 2942 nt
Organism: [Torrubiella] hemipterigena
Lineage: Eukaryota; Fungi; Ascomycota; Sordariomycetes; Hypocreales; Clavicipitaceae
Source: the annotation of a GenBank genome assembly